Molecule: messenger RNA, 472 nt
Organism: Anoplophora glabripennis (Asian longhorned beetle)
Lineage: Eukaryota; Metazoa; Arthropoda; Insecta; Coleoptera; Cerambycidae
Exons: 2
Coding region: 62-472 (136 amino acids)
Cellular component (GO): nucleus
Molecular function (GO): zinc ion binding
Source: RefSeq, a predicted model, not a curated record
ACGGCUUUGUGCUUUGUAUAUUUGUCUGCGUUCUGUUUAUAUUUAAAAGGAGAUUGUGUUAAUGACUGAUGUUAAGGAAAUGUCGUGUAGGCUUUGCCUUAAAAAUAUAUCCGAUGAAAGUUUUGAAGUGAUAAACAACAUUAUCAGAGGCAUUCUAGAUGGUCUUUUGCUGAAAUUGAAAUUUGAAGAAAGAAAAGAGGUUAUAUGUAACGCUUGCAGAAGAAAGUUAAAUGCGGCUUCAGAAUUUAAGUCGACGUGUUUGAAUACCGAUAAAACAAUUAUUCCUUAUGUGGAUAGCGAAAAAAUGUUACAGCUCGACCUAAGAGAAGUGUACAUGCAGGAAAAGAAAAGUGAAUUAGUUUGCAGUCAGAAAAUAUGUCGAUUGUGUAUGCAGCCAGUAGAAAGUGAGUUUAGGUGCAUAUGUGAAGAGGAACUUGAAGCUAUUCAGAAAUUGACACCUGAAAUGGUAUGA